AUGGUUGAGACCAAGUUGUUUAUCAUCUCUCACGCUUGUGUUCAUACUUUGUUGCGUCAGCCGUCCUUUGGGUUCCUUCCAGCUUGUGGAGCUGCUGGCGGCAUCCUGCUGGCUUGGUCUCCACCCCUUGCGGGGGCUGUUGUGCAUGUCGGUAGGUACUCUAUCUCUGCUUCUCUCAGUGGACUCUGGCCAAAUGGGCCGGUCUUGGUUACUGCGGUCUAUGGCCCUUGCGUUGGGGCUUUGCGUGGACAGCUGUGGCAUGAGCUACAUCAGGUUCACCAGCUUAUAGCUUCACCUCCUUGGCUGCUGGCAGGAGACUUCAACUAUUUGCUUAGCCUUGCUGACUCAUACUCCCCAGUCACUUUUGGCCCGACUAUGUCUGCUUUUCGAUCGUUCGUUGAUGAGUUCGGUCUUUUUGACGUGCCUUCGACUAAUGGUACGUUUACUUGGUCCAACAAUAGGAACCCUCCAAUCCUCCGUAGGUUGGACCGUAUGUUCCUCUCACCUGAGUUGUUCUCUGCUUUUCCUUCGUCCUCCUUGGUUCUUGGUCCGAGGCACUUGUCUGAUCAUGCUCCACUGCUCAUUUCCCUUAUUCGGGGUAGGGCUGAUAUUGGGCACGCAAGAUUCUGUUUUGAGCUUUGGUGGCUCCGAGAUGAAUCCUUUGUGGCUACUGUCCCUAAUUGGUGGGCUCGUGCAGUCGAUGGAAGGUGGGCUGCUUUCAGGCUCUCGCAGAAGUUGCACUUCAUCAGGAGGGAGGCCCUCACCUGGAAGCGCAUUUUCUGGAGCGGCAAAUUUUCGGAGGUGGCCGUUUGGGAUGCGGAGAUCCUGUCCCUUCAAGCCUCUGACAAUAUUUCUGCGGAUCAGUCUUCUCGUCUUCUUUGUCUGCAGUGUCUUGCCCAGGAGUGGUGGAUUAGGGAGUCUAUCCUCUGGCAGCAGCGCUCUAGGCUAGGUUGGCUUGCGCAUGGGGACCAAAACUCUAAAUUCUUCCACUUGGCCGCUUCUCAAAGGCGCCGUCAGACGUUGCUCCAGUCCAUGAAUAUCGGGGGCAGGGUUUUUCUUGGCGAUGACAUCCUCCCGGCUCUGAGCACUCAUUUCCAGGAUUUCUACUCCAAACCUCUUCACUUCCGUGCCACGCUGCCGGAUUUUCACCUCUCCCCUCUCUCUGUCUGUUGUGCGAUCUCUCGAGCGGCCCUUCCUGCAUCAAGAGAUCAAGAACGCAGCGCGGAUGUGCUUGCGUUUUGUGAUGAGUUCACCUCCAAUUCCGUUUUCUUGAAGGAAUUCAAUCAAGCUACCUGCGUCUUGGUGCCUAAGCGCCCUAACCCUACGGACGUCAGCCACUUUCGCCCAAUCUCCAUCCUAGGCACACCUUACAAGAUUAUUGCUAAGUUGCUCUCUUUGCGGCUUGCGCCUGUCAUGCCUUCUAUCAUUAACCCCUUCCAGGUUGCUUUCGUCAAGGGUCGGCAUCUAAAGGACGCGGUUGUCCUAGCCAAUGAGGUUGUUCACUCCCUUCACUGUCUACGGCUUCCUUCAUUCAUCCUUAAGUUGGACAUCUCUAAGGCCUUUGACUCGAUUAGUUGGGAGUUCCUUUCUGACCUCCUCACUCGUCUUGCGUUUGGUCCAUCGUUUAGACAGUGGAUCAUGUCGCUUGUCACUAGGGCCCAGCUUGCGGUCUCCUUCAAUGGGAAGUGUGGCGAUUUCUUCCGUCUCGAGCGUGGCCUCCAUCAAGGUUGCCCUUUAUCGCCCUUGCUUUUCAACUUGAUUGCUGAGAGCUUUUCUGCGCUUUUCUAUCACGCAACGGUCGUUGGCUUCCUCACAGCUCAUUCGCUCUCCCACUUACAGACUUUCUCCACCCUUCAGUAUGUUGUCGAUUUUCUCUUGUUCGGCAGUGCAUCCCGCCAACAGAUUCUGCUCUCCUUUGUCAUUCUCUAUGUCAAGGCCCUAAACCUCGAGGGUGUCACUGGUCUCUAUAGAGGCUUUGUCAUGUCCCUCUUGGGGACCAUCCCUACCCCUGCCCUCUACAUGCUCACCCUAGAGAGCAACAAGAGCAACGUUGGAACUACCACAGUGCGGCUCGGAUUCUUGGAGCUGGCUGCGGUGGCUAUGGUCAAUGCAGAUGUAGUACUGAGUGCAAUGAUGACGAUGCAACUCAUGUGGAUGCCGAUAGACGUGCUGAGCCAACGAGACUGA
Messenger RNA from Nymphaea colorata (pocket water lily), 2187 nucleotides. RefSeq lists its product as uncharacterized. The record is from RefSeq and is a predicted model, not a curated record. The transcript has 3 exons. The coding region runs from base 1 to 2187 and encodes 728 amino acids. Gene Ontology annotation, molecular function: catalytic activity. Lineage: Eukaryota; Viridiplantae; Streptophyta; Magnoliopsida; Nymphaeales; Nymphaeaceae.